UACUAUAUCCCGCGUCGACUGACAGGCUGCCACGGUAAGAGGACCACUCUUAUGAUCAUGAUGAGGGUCUUGUUAUCGUUCUGCCUUCUUGCGCAGCUCCUUACCGCCGUAAAUUGCAAGAGCUUAAGGAAAGUUAAAUCCAACGCAGGUCAUGGUGGGAGGAAGUCGGUGGUGAUUCAUUCCGUGAAUCCCGUGCAAAGAUCCGCCUGGGAGUGUCAUCCUGGAUGCAAGCGUUUCUGUCUGUCAUCUUGCAAAAGAAGCUGUUGUGCCCCAGGGGCUCCUAACUACAGUCCAGCCAUGUUCCCCCAGUUGGUGAACUACCAAGCUUCCCUCCCCCCGCCACCUCCUCCCCCACCAGCGUGCCCCGCCGGAUGUCCGUCCACCUGUUAUCCUAACUGUGAUUCCGGAUGUUGCUUCCAGGCAAAUCAGCCAGUGUUCCCUCAAUAUGCUAACCCUUACGAUGUUGGAUAUACUGGCUAUCCUGCCGGAGAUCCCUGUGCUGCUAUGAGUUGCUCUGCCGCUUGUGCCCCCCAAUGCAAGCCAGACUGUUGUCGUUCCCAAGCCCUAAACCUCAGCAUUCGGCCAGUGUAUCUUGGAGGAGUCAAAGCACCCCCUAAGGCACCCAAGCCACCGCCGCCUCCAAAACCGCCAGUGAAAACCCAUCAUAAAAAGAAGGCAAUGCAUACGAAACCCCAAAUUGGUAGCUUGUGUGUCCCGCAGUGCCAGACGCUCUGCAAGCCAGUAUGCAGAUUUGAUUGCUGUUUGGCUACACAUAAAUUCCAUAAAAAGCAAUCGGAUCACAAACCUUCUUCCUCCAAGCCACAGGAGCCUCCGAAACCUAAGGUGCAUCAUGACAUUACACCCGUCGCCUCGCCUCAGAGGGUUCCCAUCCCCAAACUAUUCGCAAUGGCGAAUCCAUCGCAAGAGCCUGCACAGGAUGCUCAGCAGUCGCCUCAACCGUCACCUUAUGAGGGAUAUCAGUAUCAGGACGCUGUAGCUCCUGUGGCACCCACGGCAGGAAUCACAUGCCCAGGAUCUUGUCCUCUGGCCUGCGCUCCUUCGUGUCAGUGGUCAUGCUGUGCCCCAUUCCAAGCACAGCCUGCCCAGCUGGCUCCUCAAGCUUUCCCUUACGGGGCUGUGCCAUCCAAUCCCUUGGAUGCUUCUCAAGAUUUCAGGGCACUAGGUUCGCCAGGCCUUCGUCCAGUGGAGCCCCUUGCUGAGCAGCAAACCUGUCCAGCGCCGUCUUGCCCGGACACAUGCGCGCCACUUUGCUCGCGAAGCUGCUGUGCAGGAUUGCCUCUCCUGCCACUGUCUUGGGACAAGAGAGCUGCCCUACCCCACAGAGGCUAGUUGUUGCAGCCAUAUUUGACACCCGUUGCCCUUCUCAUGUGUUUAAAAAUUCUUGCCUCUAAAUACUCAUCUGUGAUACUUGUAAAACCUCCUCAAGGACAAACUGAAUGAAGGAUACCUAUCCGCUCAUAAGUCAUGGCUCUUCUGAGCAAUACAAUAAUUUCCGCAAAUUUCUCCCACCUCGUUAGCAAACUAAUCCGCGUAAAUGCUCUGUUGGGAGAUUUUUGUCGCUAAUUUCGUCAAAAGCAGUCUCAAAAUGUAAUAUAAAAUAAACCAUAGGGUCAUUUUGUCACCAAAAGCCAUAGGAUUAUGCAGAAUUAGAGAAUGAUCGCAAAAUUUGAAAGUGAUACUCAUGCAUAGGCUUCUCAUAAAGGGCAAAGCUUUGAAUUAGAUACGAACACCGUACAUUUGUCCAGAAACAUUGGGAUGAAGUGAAGUAUUUUAGCCCUCAAUGUAACAUAAUUUCCCUCAAGUAAAAGUUUCUGUCGUUGUUGCAUACUGAAUGACAUGUAUUCUAAGCUUAUUAGGAAAGGUAGUUAUACAAAGCGAUGAACUAAGAAUACAAAAUUAGGACAUAAUCUGCUGAUCGUGCUCAUGCAGCGAUCAGCUGCACCUGCAGCAAAACCGCAUUGUAAAUAUCUUUACGGCUUUUUUUAAAACACAGUACAGCCCCUUUAAAAAAGUAUGUAGAUGGCAUGCUUCUAUAUUACCUGUGCCUUCUGGUAGCUAAAAGUAAGUUGCAUGGCGACGGAGUUUACUUCCGGUCGUUACGAGAAUGAAGCCAUAUCUAAAACCGUAUUAGGGUCAGAUAUUUAGGAUAGUUCUCUUCUUGAUCGAUUGUGGAAAUAAAGUGCGCAGUAUAAA
This is a messenger RNA of Pocillopora verrucosa, 2214 nucleotides long. RefSeq names its product keratin-associated protein 10-1. The record is from RefSeq and is a predicted model, not a curated record. Lineage: Eukaryota; Metazoa; Cnidaria; Anthozoa; Scleractinia; Pocilloporidae.